This is a messenger RNA of Fundulus heteroclitus (mummichog), 2251 nucleotides long. Its product is annotated as transmembrane protein 163. Gene Ontology annotation, cellular component: synaptic vesicle membrane. The transcript is spliced from 8 exons. Gene Ontology annotation, molecular function: zinc ion binding. NCBI's taxonomy places the organism in Eukaryota, Metazoa, Chordata, Actinopteri, Cyprinodontiformes, Fundulidae. The coding region runs from base 149 to 1006 and encodes 285 amino acids. The record is from RefSeq and is a predicted model, not a curated record.
UGCGUAAUUUGGCGCAGCUGGACUCGCAGGUCUACCAGGAAUCUCCCUCCUCCCCACUCUGUCUGUGGAGCUCUCUCGCUGGUAAGGCCGGUGCUCUCGCCCAGGUGUGACAUUCCCGGAGUGCCUGACUGGAACCACAGCCGAGAGGAUGACGGACCCAUCCCCGCCAGACCCCACCGCCGUCCCGGACCCGGCUGCUGGUGCGGGCCCCACGGUGGUGAACGGCCAGUGCGAGCAGACGGACUCCCCACAGCAGCAGGAGAACAACACAGGAAGUCGGGGAGAGGGUUUCAAGAUGGACCAGGAGAUGAAGAUAACAGAAAGCAUAGAGGAUCAAGGUCUUCUGGAGAGCAGUAUGCGCCUGAAGCCUCACGAAGCCCAGAGUUACCGCAAGAAAGCUCUCUGGGUGUCCUGGGCGUCCAUCGUGGCCACCAUAAUCCUGGCCAUCGCCGCUUUCACUGUGUCCAUCAUGCGCCACAGCGCCUCUGCUUUCGGCUUUGCUUUCGACGCCAUGCUGGACGUGCUGUCCUCGGUCAUCGUGCUGUGGCGCUACAGCAACGCGGCAGCUGUGCAUUCAGCGCACCGCGAAUACAUAGCCUGUAUGAUCCUGGGCGUGAUCUUCAUCCUGUCCUCCGUGUGCAUCAUGGGAAAGGCCAUCCAUGACCUGGCCACCAAGCUGCUGCCUGAAGUGGACGACUUCCUGUUCAGCGUGUCCAUCGUCAGCGGCUUGGUGUGCGUCGUCCUGGCCGUGAUCAAGUUCAUGCUCGGCAAAGUGCUCACCAGCCGCGCUCUCAUCACCGACGGAUUCAACUCUAUGGUUGGAGGGAUCAUGGGCUUCUCCAUCCUCAUCAGUGCUGAAGUGUUCAAACAUGAGCCCAAGGUGUGGUACCUGGAUGGAACAAUAGGCGUCCUCAUGGGCCUCAUCAUCCUCGCCUACGGAGUCAAGCUGCUGCGGGACAUGAUCCCCCGGGUCAGGCAGACCAGGAACUACGAGCGCUUUGAGUGACGGCUCACAGAGGAAACCAAGGGGGCCGAGAGGACGGGGGACAGUAGAGACGCUCCUUACUGUCCAUCCACAGACGGUCCCACUCCGUCCCCGAGCUGAAGACGUCUCUGUCAGCCAAAGACUGAACUGCGGAUCUGAAGCGGAUGGGGAACGGUGAUGAUGGAUGAAAGCUUUGGGAACUUGAGUGUUUUACAGUUCAGUGUACAUACAGUUUAUCUAAGCCUGUCUGGUCACAGUGAGUGGGUGCUCCGCUUUUCCAUGCCUCCAUUUGUAGUUCUGAGUUUGGGCCGCAGUUUGUUAAAGGCUAAUGAGCCGAGAGAUUUUAGUUCAGCCAGCUGAUUUAGUGUGCCUCAGCUCCAGCUCAUCACGAUGUAACAGAUUAUUUGUCCCGUGGUUCCUGGAGGCCAUGGCUCAGUUGUGCUAUAAAACAUUGCAGUGCAUCAGCUCCAGGUGAUUGAUGUAGCAGCUCAGUAUUACCAGAGUUUUACUUUUUUAUGACCGCAGAGAAGCAAGUCAAUAUAAGGCCCAUUAGGCAAAGGAAGGAGGUCCGGCAUUUUAGUGGCUCCGUUCCAACUUUCCCAUGCCAGCUUCAUUUAUUUCAGUCGUGGCCUGCGCUGCACUCACUCUAACAGGGGAAACAUAGUUGGAAUGACCUUAUUUUUUUUAUUUGCCAUCCAAGAAAAGCAUUUGAUGUCAAAAUCCUGUAUUGUUCCAGACUCAAAUCUCCACAAUCCUCAUGUAGCCUUUUAUUGAAGUAUGACUCCAAUGAUUCUCCAUUAAUUUAUGGUAGAUGCUUCUGCAGAGGUCAGGUUAUGAUAUCGGAUGGACGGCCAAAUGUGGAUAUAGAGGAUGAAUGUAUGUGAGUCAGAUGGACAAAUGGACGGAGCAUUUAUGCAGUGAGUCAGGAAAUUAAUUCUGGAAAUGCUAAUAUUUUUUCCAUACUCUUAUCUCAGAAAAUACCUGAAACAGUCUGGUAGGACAUUCAGAACUUGCACCACCUACUGGACUAAAGAGGUUACUGCAUUUUUAUCUAACUACGUACUGUAUUUAAUACAUUUUAGCGUAAAGCAAGUAGAGAUGUAGACGUCUGAAGCUUAUUUAAAACUAAACCUUUCAGCAGAAAUCUGUCUUAAGAUACCAGUUUGCUACCUCCUGUGAUUAAAAAGUGGUUUCUUAUUGGAUUAUCCAGCAGGUUUGCUCUGUAACAUGAAGAGGGAGUGUUUCCUGUUCUGUUUUUAGUUGUUU